AUGGAACCUAGAGAUGAGUAUAUUCAACGACUAACAUCACUGAUAGAGAUUCAAUCUCAAUUAUUGACGGAAUUUAUAAAUAGAGGAGGAAACGGAAGUGGAAACGGACAAGGGAAUGCUCCACCUGAUUCAUGUGGGGAAAGGUUCAGGCGAUUAAGGCCUCCUGCUUUUGAUGGACAGUCUUCGGAUCCUACUCAUGCUAAGGAGUGGAUCCGAAAGAUUGAGAAUAUGUUUGACUAUGCUCAAAUGGAGGAGGCUCAGAAGGUUCCUUGUGCAGUAUUUCACCUAGAGAAAGACGCCAGUUUCUGGUGGGAAUCAGUUAAGCUCACAGCUAAUACAGGGGGAAUGACGUGGGGGCAAUUCAAGACAGCCUUUUAUGAUAAAUAUUUUAGCCGAACCGUCAAGAUUAACAAGAUGUCAGAAUUUACCCAACUGCGCCAAACUGAAUCAGUGGCAGACUAUAUUCGACAAUUUGAGUCAUUAUCUCGGUUUGCAAGUCACUUAGUUGAUAAAGAGGAAAACAAAGUGUAUCAAUUUGUCCAAGGACUAAAGUUAGAAAUCUAUAAAGGGGUGAGGACUGCUGGAAUUGAUGAUAUGCCUUAG
Impatiens glandulifera is the source of this 603-nucleotide messenger RNA. RefSeq lists its product as uncharacterized. Bases 1 to 603 code for a protein of 200 amino acids. The record is from RefSeq and is a predicted model, not a curated record. The transcript has a single exon. NCBI's taxonomy places the organism in Eukaryota, Viridiplantae, Streptophyta, Magnoliopsida, Ericales, Balsaminaceae.